Molecule: messenger RNA, 880 nt
Organism: Zootermopsis nevadensis
Lineage: Eukaryota; Metazoa; Arthropoda; Insecta; Blattodea; Termopsidae
Source: RefSeq, a predicted model, not a curated record
ACAACUAGUGCAACAUCUACAUUCCCACUUGCUACUCUUAGGUUGCUUUCUGGGCAGGCAGAAGAUAUGUGGGUUCAAAUCAUUGCACUAAUUUUAGUGGUUGCUGAUUUAACAGCAGCGGGUGUGGAUAUUGAUGGUGUAAACUACGGUCGUCUGUAUGGAAAUGGAGUUUCAAACGACGAUCCUUCGCGUCAUCGAUCAAAUACAGGAAUCUACAGAAGUUUCGAUUACACUCUAUGGCUGUAUGUGGGCAUUGGUUCACUGGCGUUAGUUCUGUUCGGGAUCGCCUUGGUUAUAUACAGCUGCCUCAAUUGCUCCAGCUGUCCAGCAUACAAAUACCACCAGAGGAGAAAUCAAGGUGCAGUUUUCUCUGCUGACGUACCACCGCAAUACCACCAACAACAACAACAACCUGCCACCUUCAUCCAUGCAGCAGUGCUUAACAGAAAUCCCGGGAUAGUGUACGUACAAGGCGUCUCACAGCAGUUGCCAGCAUGCAUCAGCUAUUACAACGAUUCCUCGGGCUUCCCUAAGACUGCAGCGGGAAUCUAUACUCCAGGCAAUUCGACAUUGGAGCCGCCUCCAGAUUAUGACAGCGUACCACCACGCCACGCCACCGCACGGCCAGUAAAUGAAACAUAAAAAGGGAAAAUUCAAGUGGUACGAAGUGUCUUCCGAUGCCUUCUUCAGUUAUUUUGUGUGAAAAAAAUAAUGUUCGGUGUAUUCUGUGGCGACGUUUCGAGUCUGUCUUCUGUUAUUUAAUGUGAUAUAUGUUCAACAUAAUUUAUUUUUGUGUUACUAAAAUAAGAUAACAGUGAAUAUGGUAUUUAUCACAUCAAUCAUUGGAAAAUAAAGUUAAAUACUUAUUACAUGAAGGUAA